Messenger RNA from Spodoptera littoralis (African cotton leafworm), 967 nucleotides. The record is from the annotation of a GenBank genome assembly. NCBI's taxonomy places the organism in Eukaryota, Metazoa, Arthropoda, Insecta, Lepidoptera, Noctuidae.
AUUAAAUGAAAUAAUCUCAAUAAGUCAAUCUAAUUGAUUUUAUCAUAGGCAUUUCAGUUGAAAUAUUAAACGAGGGAGGUAUAAAUUGAAAUUAAUUGUGGCCCAUCCGCAUACAGUGAAGAAUUGUUAAAAAAAAUUACAUCAUGAAAGGUCUUGCAUUAGUUCUUCUCUGCGUUGCUUUUGCGCACGCAAAUUCUUCUUGCUCACCCAAUGAACACAAGUUGGUACCCCAUGAAAAGUGCAACCAAUUCUACAUGUGCAUUGGUGGUAUGAAAAUUGAACUUUACUGCGCACAGGGUCUUAUGUUUAACCCUGAACUUGAAGUAUGUGACUGGCAUCAACACGUAGACUGCAGUGACAGAAUUGUACCUGAGAAAGUUGAUGGCGGAAAUCAUAAUGAAAAUAAUGAUCCACAACAACCAGGAGGACACCACUACGACGACCCCAGCCAGGCUCCUGCUAUUUGCGCCGCUGAAGAUUCAGAUGGAAUUUUGGUUGCCCAUGAACGUUGCGAUCAAUUCUACAAAUGUUUCGGAGGACAGCCCGUUGCUAUGGGAUGCCCUGUGAACCUUCUGUACAACCCAGAACAAGAAUAUUGUGACUGGCCAUCUAACGUAAACUGCGGUAACCGUGUUUAAUGUAUUGACAACUUAAAGUAAUCAUUUGAGCCCCAUUCUUCCAAUAUUUCUUGAAACAAUAACAAGGAUUGAUGUAAAGAUGAUUCUAGACGUUUUUUGGUUCAUUAGCAACUAAAUCUGCGACUUUAUCGUCCAUACAUGGCCAUAACAAAAGUGUUUGUCUUGCAUGGUAGUGUUUGCAAUAUUAGCGGCCACAUAAUGAAGUACCAUCUGGUUCUCCAGAACUUACCAUACCUUAAAGACAUAUUAUUUAAUACUGUUUAAUGACACCGUUGUAUAAUAUUUAUCGUUUGCAUUUCUUACCAUUGAUGUUAAUAAAGUAUUAAAAA